GGGAGGGGCUGCGGACACCCGAAAGCCCCAGUGACGCCAGGUGGCGCAGGCCUCCUUCCCAGCGGGGCUGUGCAGGGUGGCUGUGUGUAGUGGGACCCUGGGGAGCACAGCGAGCCUUUCCACUGCUGGCUUCCACGGGUUCUGGCACUGUUGCUGCUUUUAGCAAUUUGGGAAAAAGAAAAAAACGUUUUUCAUUCAUAUGGUAUAGUUCUGAUAAAUAAUCCUGCAAGGGAUGGUGGAAUUGCGCUUGGACAUUGGAAUCUGGUACAGGAAUGUGUCAUGUGGAACAGGAAGACUCCAAGAAGGUAAAAGCUUGCGUUUGGCUGCUCAUAAACAAAGAAGUUGUUGCUAUGGGGACUGGAACAAAAUGUAUUGGUCAAAACAAAAUGAGAAAAACAGGGGACAUUCUGAAUGACAGCCACGCUGAAGUUGUGGCCAAGAGGAGCUUCCAGAGGUAUCUUCUCCAUCAGAUGUGGCUGGCAGCUUCCUGCCAGCAAUGCAGUAUCUUCAUUCCAGGAACUGAAACUGGAAAAUGGAAACUCAAACCAAAUAUCAUAUUUAUUUUCUUCUCCAGUCAUACCCCAUGUGGAGAUGCUUCUAUUAUUCCAAUGAGUGAACUAGAGAACCAGCCUUCUAGGCUGGUAAUUGGAGAAGAUGCAGAUGGGCCAUCAGCAAAGUGUGGUAGAAACCAUGAUCAUUUGGGUCCAGAAGAUAAAAGGAAAUUAGAGGAAAUGGCAAGUAAUCCUAAAAUCAAGAGAAUGAAAACUGUUAAUAAUUGUUUUUCUGUGAUCACUGAAGACCUGGCUGCUCAGCAAGUAUCUGGGAAACAAGCAAGCUUAGAAGACAACACGGAUCCAAAGAGCUUUGAAUAUCCUGCAGAGAUGCAAAGAGCUGAUAAGAGUGCUGGCCUAGGCAGAGCCAAGGUGGUUGAUGUUUAUAGAACUGGAGCAAAGUGCGUACCUGGAGAGUUAGCUGAUGCCCAGAAACCUGGGAUAGAAUAUCACCGAGUGGGAUUAUUACGAGUGAAGCCAGGUCGUGGGGACAGAACGUGCUCCAUGUCCUGCAGCGAUAAACUAGCUCGCUGGAAUGUACUAGGGUGUCAAGGAGCUCUUCUGAUGCAUUUCUUGCAGUAUCCAGUGUAUCUGUCAGCAAUUGUAGUGGGGAAGUGUCCAUAUAGCCAAGAAGCUAUGCAAAGAGCAAUUAUUGAUAGGUGUCAGCAGAUCCCAUUUUUACCAGAUGGUUUUCUCACUCAGGAGAUUAAACUGUUGCAUUCAAAUCUUCAGUUUGAACAUAGCCGUCAGGCAAUCCAGGAAGUACAGACCAACAGCAAAACAAAACUUGUUCCGUGUGGUGCAGCUAUCAGUUGGAGUGCAGUCCCUGAGCAACCUCUGGAUGUCACUUCAAACGGCUUCCGGCAGGGAACAACAAAGAAAGGGAUCGGCAGCCAUCAGAGCAGAUCCAAGAUAUGUAAAGUAGAACUCUUCCAUACAUUCCGAAAGCUGGUGACAAGCAUUUCACAAGAGGAUCUGCCAGACACUCUCAGGAUGAAGACCUUAGAAACCUAUUGCGACUACAAGGAAGCUGCAAUAAAUUAUCAAGAAGCCUGGGAAGUGCUGCGUAGCCAAGCCCUGCAGGGCUGGGUCAAGAAUGCCAAGGAAUACCUGCAGUUCACGUGAAAAUAUGAGGCUGUAUAAAUUCAGUAAUAAGCCCUGAUGCAAAGCAGAUACCUCUGCCGUUCAAGAGACAGGAAAGAUUGUGCUCUAGUUUCUGUGCCGUAAGGAGAGAGGAGUGAAAAGGAAAGCAGUUUAAAGAAGCCCUUAUUUUGGUUGAUUUGAACCCCCCUUUUUUAUGAGAUAUAAAAAAGAAUCAUUGCAGACCUAGAAUUUUGAGCUGCACAAAGCAAUAUCUCACCAUUAGAAAGGAAGCAGUGGUGUGCCAUCCUCUCUUAUCUGAGUAUAUGAUCUAUCACUUGUAGUCCACUGUAAUGGGAGUAGUGUCAGCUGAAAUUGCUAUGAAACAAAGUCAGUCACUGUAAAACUCUAGUGCUGUUUUUUUUCUCCCCCUCUUCAUAACUUUCUGAUUGGCUUUAUGUGUUGCUGGGACAACCCUAAUAUAUAGUAAGCUGUACUUCUAUAACUCUUGGCUCUUUUUGCUUGGUGCCUGGAAAAAUUUUUUGUUUCCCCUAGUCUCUAACUGGAAAUAUUAGUUUUGUUCAAAGAUAUUUUUUCUUUUUCAUGUGAAUGUGUAUUUCUAGAAGUAGUCAAAGAGAAGUAAAAGAGUGAUGGGAAGAAGACUGUGUCAAACUGUACAGUUUAUAGCACAUGCUGCAUCUCUCUUUUCAGAACCUUGCCAGAUACCCCUUUAACUGCUGUGCUUCCGUGGAUGGGAAAGAAACCUCCUAAAUUAGUUGGUUCAGUCCUAUAAAAUUGCAGGCAAACAUUUACCUACUUUUCAGUGAUUCAAGUACCAGUUCCUCCCAGUGAUAAAUGGUUAAUGAGAAGCAGAGAAGUCUUAGACAUUUACCUCACUGUUUCCUGGCAAGUAUUCAUUAAUAGCCUGGCAAAGGUGAAGAUGAUUUGGGGGGAUUGGAAAUUGUCCUUGGCAGUCUUUGCUUUUCUGCUUUAUUGCAAAAUAACAUCUAUAUGGCAAAACAGUCCAAAACUGCUAGCUGGGGGAAAGCAGUGCGUGAUCCUCCUUACGCUUCCUGUCCCAAUUAAUUGCCUUCCAAGAGCAAUUUCAGCACUAUGUAGUUGCUAGUGAAUGCAUUUCCUUUUUGUACUUGUGCUACUGCAACCUAAUAUUCACAAAAUACUUGGGCAAAGCAAUGGGAGGAUGAAAGAAGUAAUAACUUCUGAAUUUAAGAAUUCUUUAGUGAUUUGAGUUUCGUGUUCUUUGCUAUUUCACUGCUGUUCUGGUUUUGAAAAAUGGGUAUGGCAUUUCUCAUAACAACCUCUAGAGUGCAUCUGUUGAGCUGCAUAUGGGACUGGACAGGUGGUAGGAGAGAUCAGAUUGCAGUCUGAGAAUUGGUUACCACAAAUCCUUUUGCUUCACACUCGGGUUGACUUUUCAAAUUCGAGGAGAUAAGGUUGAAGGAAUAACAAAACUUCAGUUUUCUGUAUGUAAGCCUAUCCACUAAAAUCCAGCAUUGACAUCCAGAAAGACCAGUUAACUUGGGAAAGGAGCAGACAUUCCAUGUCUCUGUAUGUAGAGGGCAGGGGAAUAUGGAGAAUGACAACUUGCUCGAGUCGUCAUAAGCCAAAAGUCAAGCCAAAUGCCAUUGCAGAUGGGUUACUAGGUGAACUGCAGAAAAGCAACCGAUAGAAAUGAUAGCAGUUACUGGAACUGAGGAAAUAGCACUCCAAGGGCAGAGUUGUUGUAGCGUAGUUAUAGAGCUAACCAGUAAAUUUCCAGGCUCCUGAAAUUACUUCUGUCGUCCUCUGAAAUCUUGCAGAAACCAUACCUGAACAUACAUACUUUCCCUUUGUUAAUCAUCAAGGUCUGUAGUGAACUGGCAGAGCAGACUGGAUUGUUCCAAUUUCUUAUCCAGUCUUUCUGCUGGAUCCAGUGAGAUAUCCAGUAACCUAUAUUAAAAUGGGUUACCUACAUAAGGGUAGUUCUGUAAUCUUGGUAUCAGAGUGGCUUUCAGAUGAGCAGUUAGAUGAUGUUAAUUCUUUUAACUCUUUCCUAACAUUUGAACCUGGCUAUCGAGAGGAAUUGUUCCUGGAAAGACUUUCCUAUGCAUUUGUAAAAUACUCAUUAACUGUAGAUGGCUGUUUUCUGCUACUUGUCAGAUUUAAAAGCAGCUUUAGAGGCGCUGACUACUAAUAUUAAGCUCACUGUUUGGGUGGAGUUGAGGGCAUGUUUCAGCCUAGAGAUAGUCACUGAAUCACAAAGAAAGGGAAGGAGUUAAAGCAACAUUUGAAAUAUUCAUUCACUAAGCUUGCAGGAUCUUACUUGCUGGCAUUUCUGAGAUUGAAAAUAGCAGUGUUUAAAUGCUGCAUCUGAUUAAUUCCAAAAUGUCAGGAAAUGCUGUAGCCACUACUGAGAAACAUCUCUGAAAAUCAGAACAGAAAAAAUGCAGAGGUAACCUCUGCUUUUGGAAGAGGUAGCAAACUAAACUUCUGUCAUUGUCUGUAGAUCUUUGGAAGAAUUGCUUCUGGAAGGCAGCACUUGAUGUGUUCCAAGUUUGUAUGACCUUACUCUUCCAUCCUGGAAUAGCUCAUGCACUGAAAAGCAGGGAUGGAUAAAGUGUGGGGAGGACAACAGAAUGCAGAGACCCUGCCACAGGAAAGCAGAUUGGGGACUGAAGUGCCCACAGUUUAUGGUUCAUGGGGAUAACCAAAUAGUUGUCACUGGGAACAGCAAAACAGAUGAGGACACGAGGAUUCUUCAGGCAUGUGUAAAUUGUUCUAUAGAGUGUAUUUGUAUUGCUCAGGUGGGUCUUUGACUUUCUUAAAAAUAGUAUGGGCACUGGCAGUCCCUGUUUGCCAGAACAAAGAAAACUGUAAUCCUUAAUUUAAAUGGGAUGCCUUUAACAGUUUCACUGCUAGAGUAACCAUUCCAUUCUCAGUCAUAGUAAGAGGACAGGGCAGACAGGCUUUUUUGUCUUUAGGGAAGUCAGAACUAGAGCAUAGAAACAACUAGUUUUGUCCAGGUCCAGAAGUAAAUGAUCAGCAAUUAGAGUUUGAAAGUACAGUUUCAUGAGACAACAUGCUAGCACUCCGACCGCCUCUGAAAAAGCAAGGUUCUAAUCUUAGCACCAUGCUUCUACUCCUUAGCUAAUGCUGGCUGGAGAUUCAAAGUAAAUUGAAGAGAAUUCAAAUUACUGCUUCUUGCAGAAAACCAAACUAUUACCCCCAAAGAAGAUAGCUUCUCACUAGGAAUUAAAUCAGCCAUCAGCCCAGCAAGCACUAGGGCAACAGAAGAGCCAGGACUGUGCUGCCGAGAGCAGAAAUGGGAGAAGUCAGGCUUGCUUUUUGCAGUGACAAACUAACAGAGAUUUACGAAACCACGCCUGGAGGAAAUGUUUGAGGUACAAGCAUGAAAAUGAACAGCGAAUUACUUCUGGGAAGCUGCUGUUGGCAGGGAGGAAAGAAAGGUGUUACAGUAAUAUUGGGAACCAAAUGCAGCUGAAAUGCUUAACAGUUCUUUGCCUCAAAGCGUAACCAUCCUGAAUAUCUGAAACUGUCAUUAUAUAAAGGGGCUGUGGCAGCAGUGCUACAGACAGAGGCAAGACAGUUUUUGAGGAAAGACUGUCUAAAUUCAGGUAGUAUUUGCUUAUUUAUGCAGGAGAUUUCAACUUCAGAGUAGGGGAUGUAAAAGUAUUAGUGUAGGAAUUGUUUUGUAUUUACUCCAUCUUAGUUCAGUGUAUAGAUUGAAAUGCCUUCCCAGUCUUGAAGAGUUAACAGAAAGUAAACGUGAUCAUAUGGGCACCAGAUGAAUUAGACAAGUUACUUUUAAUCAUUUUAUAAGACUGACUGUGCAGAAGGGGGCAAUUCAAAUGAAAAUCUCUUGAUCUGUUUUGUUUGUAUUUGUAGAUGCAAAAUAAAGUUACUGCUUCAGAAUCUUUA
Molecule: messenger RNA, 5570 nt
Organism: Rhea pennata
Lineage: Eukaryota; Metazoa; Chordata; Aves; Rheiformes; Rheidae
Gene: ADAT1
Product: adenosine deaminase tRNA specific 1
Exons: 10
Coding region: 273-1676 (467 amino acids)
Biological process (GO): tRNA processing
Molecular function (GO): tRNA-specific adenosine deaminase activity; RNA binding
Source: RefSeq, a predicted model, not a curated record